This is a messenger RNA of Bursaphelenchus xylophilus (pine wood nematode), 3308 nucleotides long. The record is from the annotation of a GenBank genome assembly. NCBI's taxonomy places the organism in Eukaryota, Metazoa, Nematoda, Chromadorea, Rhabditida, Aphelenchoididae.
AUGAAACUGUGGCUGUUCUUUCUGUCCGUCAUCUUUCCGUUGACGCAGAGUUAUGUCAAAAUGUCUCCCAAGGAGCGUAAGUUUUGACGACUAGUUUUUUCCCCGAAAAAAUGCGUUUUUUCUCUGAACGCUCUCCGCAUUUCGCAUACUCUCUAGGCCGCAAAGACCGUUCAAUAUCUCGGCUGCCCUUGCAAAGGGCUGGAUAAGAUUUUCUGGAGUUUAUAUGUGAUCUAUGACCGAAGUGUAGGGAAAAUUUCACAAAGGAAAGUACUUUUAUGGGGGCUCCUACUUUUUGACGGGACAUAUCUCAAAAAAUCAGAAAAAAUGUGCUGAUCAAGGAUAUAUAAAUCUUAGCUGCCCAUUUUAGGUUUUUAGGGGUGAAAACCUAAUCGGAAGUUGACUUAAAGUCCUAUUAAACCCCUUUCCGCUUAAUUUUUCACGGGUUUAGAAUUUUUAUUUCCGCUUAAAAUGAUGCUUAUUGAGUUUCUAAGAUGUAAUAAAUCAGUAUUGGCACAAAAAUUCAUUUUUCCGACCUUCAACGUCAAAAAAAGUUGAUUCGGCCCAAAAGGGAAAUCGAACCCGUGCGGCGUUCCCCUCUUGAUUCCCAGACUACGGCACUAACCACUCGGCCACACCGCUCUCUUCCGAAGGAAGAGACCGAAUGCGCUUUUUAUCGUUUCGAAUGCCUGCACCUUUUUUAGGGAAAUUAAGCCAGUUUUUGGGCAUUUUCACCCCUAAAAACCUAAAAUGGGCAGCUAAGAUUUAUAUAUCCUUGAUCAGCACAUUUUUCUGAUUUUUUGAGAUAUGUCCCGUCAAAAAGUAGGAGCCCCCAUAAAAGUACUUUCCUUGUCAAAAAAAUCGGACUGUCGCGCAUUGGUUUAUUAUCAAAAAAAGAAAUGAAAAUUUCAAUUUUCAUUUUGAUGAAAUUUUUGGGCCAGUUUUCGUCGACUUUUUUUUCCAUCUUUCCCACCACUUUUCUCUUCAGUGGCUAACAAGGCCUCAUGCAAGACCCUCCUCAGCAACAACUAUCACAGCUACGUGGACUUGGGCUACGACGAAGAGAGAAAGGAGGUGAUGUAUUCGAUCAAAAGCGGGAAUAACGAUAGAAUUAGUGGAUCGUUCAAAGCGCCGGGCUGGGAUCGAUGUUCCAUCUUCAGCGAUCCCAAAAAUUACAUUGUCUGUACUGGUGCAGAGGGAUUUACCGUGGUGAGGUAAGCUGAUUUUUUUGGGAAUUUUGAUUUUUUUGGAUUUUUUUUUAUUUUUUUUAAUUAUAUUUUUACUUUUUUUUAUUUUUUGGAAAAACUUCCUUAUUUUGGCCACAACAAGGGUAUUCUGCGAACUGCGCCCAAGCUUGGGAACUAAAGUUAGGAAAAAAGGCUUCGGCUGCUGAAUUACUAUAAUAACUCUAUAGUUUUAAGGGUACAUGCCUACGAAGGCUACGACGACUCAUUUAGUUCCAUACGGAGGCAAUAAGUUUAGUUCCGGACAUGUUUCAUCGUAUAAAGUGUUAAAUCGCGGGCAGCAGCCCUUUUUGAAGGGUAAGGUGGUACGUAAAAAAGAAGGUACCUCACUAACUAAAUCCACUGUCCGGGCAUUGACAACGAUGAAUUGAGCGUGCACGCUAAAUUUGGGCUAAUUCCGACCAGUUUCCGCAAAGUUACAAGUUGUGGCCAAAAUAAGGAACUUUUACCUAUUUUUUUAUUUUCAGUGGUGACAGACAAGUCCAUUUCAAGCCUAAUUCCGAUCCAGAUCCCACUGGAUUCGUCCUAGUUCAAGGCAAAAAUAAUUUCGUCCAAUGGGGCGCGUCGUCAGCGGUUGAUGUUGAGGAAAUCAACCUCAAUAAGACAACGGGUAAAAAUGACUUCUCAUAAAAUUAGCAUUGUUUUCAGACCUCGGAACGUGUGACGCAAAUGAUGCCGAGACGAAGGAAGUGUGCCCAUUUUUGAAGCCGGCCCUCCAUCAAAGGGAACUUUAUCAUCGGGCUCAUGCCAAAAAAGUAAGGCAUUUGAUAGUAGGCGGGUUAAAAAAAGCUCGGAAAACAACGUUUCACGGCUCGGCGGAGCUAAGUUGGUAAACUAUCCUUUUUCUGGCCCCGCCGAAAAGCAAGAAUUUCCGGUUCGCGCCCACAACUUUUGCUGACUGCGAAACAUGGUUAGGAAUUUGAGAAACACGUAGGAAUUUCAGGCUUAGCUUAGCCUCAGGCUUAGGCUGAGCCUCAGGCUUAGGCUUAGUCUCAGGCUUAGGCAGGUUAGGCUUAGGCUGUUUCCUACUUUUAUUCGCAGUCUGCAGGGAAACCGGGGCGCAAGCUGCAAAGCGCGGCGCCAGAAAAAGGAUAGUUUUCCGCUAAGUUUCAUCUUGUUUUCGAGCUCCGCCGAAGACGCGAGCUGCGCCCUGCAUCGUGAAUUUUACUCGUCUCCGUGCGUCAAAUUUUUUGCGCAAGGGCGCACCGUGCAGAAAUGUCAAGAUAUUUUGGUCCGCCUAGUAUAAAUUUGUCGGGAAAAUAAUGUGGAUUUGUCGUUGAAAUUUUGGCCUUGCCUCGUCACAAUUGGCGCAGCGACAAAGCGUUCGAUAUUUUCCCGACAGACUGACAUCAUUUUGAAAAUUUCUUCCAGUACGGAGGCAUGGUCUAUGGCGAUGACUACUUCACCUCCCAACUGGACUUUUGGUAUCCGGCAGUCUUCUAUGAGGGCAUCGUUGUGCUCAUCUCGACCAAAAGCAAGGGAUAUGGAGUUGUGGUGGAUCAGAAGACGGAGUAAGUUGGAGAAGUCGCCGGUUUACGGCUUUUAGCGAGUGCUACUACCUGGUGGACUACAAGAGCUUCGACGAGGAGAAGAAUAUCCCCGGCCACGAUGUGGAAGCGGCUCAAAAGGCACUCAACUCGUUGAAUCCGGCCCACAAAGCGGUCCGCAUCCCGAUUUUUGAGAGCGCAGAGCAAGUGGCGAGCUUCAGAGAGGGCCUCAAAGACACGAUCGACUAUACCAUAUUCCGAAGCCGGGGCUUCGAACAGUCCGGAACGUUGUUUUUGCACUUGUUGGCGUUUGCUACGACCUGUUUUUUGGGAGGAUUGGUCAUGUGCUGUGGAUUGGCGUUCAAAACUGGUAAGAAAAGUUUUUGAAAACAGUCGUGGUGGGACCAAAAAUAAUUUUUUUUUUUGAUUUUAUUUGAGUUUAUUUUUAGGUGGAGCGUACGACACGAUCAAUUCCAAGCCUGUGGAUAUCCAGGAGAUUGCUCGAGAGAACUUUUAUGCAGAAAUAAGCAGUAGCGACGACGGCGAAAAAUCUGUGGGCAAAAAAGGAAAGAAAAAUUAG